UACAGAAGAAUGGCUGCCAUCUUUAGUUUUCGAUGGAUGUUUUCCGAAGAGUUCGUGAAUUCUUAUAUUUAUUGCGGUAUUUAAUAACGUAAUUAAAUCUGAAAUAGUUAGAUAACGUUCAGCGCGAUGUAACGAGUGUUCAAUGCUCAUCAAUUUAAGCUGCCCUAGUGUCAAUUCCGUUAAAAAAUGCCUGUGUUUACAUCCAAGUUUGAAGUGAGCUUCUGUAUUCCUGUCAUAUUAAGUUUCAUAACCGAAAUCCUCAAAUAGCUCAACGAAGGAGAGAAAAAACGGAUAUUAAAACUGUAGUGUCAGAAGUUAUUGUUGAAACAAAUUUCGUCAAAUUUCAAUUUGGCGAAACAUCAAAGCCUCCAAGACGUCGACCCCAUCAGUGAUCAAGUUAACCGGGGGUGGAACAGGUGGGGGUGGGGAACAGGUGUCCCCUGGCCCUGGGCUACCUCCCCCUGUCACCCCUGCAGAGCUAAAUGAUCCAAUAGAUAGUAAAAAAACCGGAUCGGAGGCGGUUAACACGUUUGUACCAAAUGUAACGGACGCUACCAUGAGUUUUGUUCUUCAAUUAGGUAGCGUUGAAAAAACAUCUGAAGAAGUUAGCAACAACAACACUUCCGUACUACCUCAAGAAUUGGCUGGAUCGAUACCGACGAUCAGUGGGGUGAUUGGUAAACCUUUGAUUGCAACUGGUAACUGCAACAACAAAACCCAGAACUUGCAACAAAAUUUAAAAACUGUCAACAUCACGACUGUAACAGCUGGCUCUGCUUUAUCGCCUACUGUAAAACCUGUAACUGUUACUUACCCGGUAAACAGGACUGUCAGAGAUGCCCAGAGAAUCGGGGGUACGCAGACCAACACUACACAAGUCUUGACUACUAGGGUUAUUUCACAGAAAUUACCACAAUCCACCUACCAAAUACAUCCGACUUCUUUACCGUUGAAUUCUGCUGCACACGCCGUUCAUUUACCAAUAAAAUCAUUGCACUCACCUGGCACCAAUGUACCUAAGAUCCAAUCUUUGCCGUCUCCGACGGUUCCGCAAAAUGCGAAUGUACAAACUAAAAUCUUGGCCACGCUGCCGAAUGCGGUUCAAACUAAACAGCUGCAGCCGGCCACGAUAACAAAUUUCCAGACGACCAUGCAUCAGAAAUUACAAGUUUCUACGCAACAAAUUCUCAGCACAACUGGUGUGAAAACCAUCACUACAACAUCCGUGCCAAAUGUGCAAAGGAUACAAGUGAAGUCCCAAGGUAUCGGUGGUAAAUCGCAAACCGUUAAUUUGCAGAAGGUCAAAACAAUUACCAAUGUAAACAAUCAAACCGGGCAGCGAGGAGGCAAUUUACCAAGAAUACAAACUGUACCCAAGUCUCAAGUAAUCACUCCGACAACUCAAACCAUGCAAGUUUCAAUGAGUCAAGUAAUGAAUAGCGCAAAUAUGCAGAGAAUACAGCAGGUUAAUUCUUCCAAUGCACAACAACAACAACAACAACAACAACAACAUGUGCAAAAAGUUAAUCAACCAUUGAACAUUGGAAAUGUGCAGAAGGUGACGCAAGUAUUUAACAAUCAGAAAGUUCAAACUCAAGUAAUAACCAAUACGGCCGGUCAUGGUGUUCAAAAAGUACAACAUUCUGGACUGCAACAAGUACAACAAAUGCCACAAAAAAGGGCUCAGAGAGCCACUCAUAAGGGACUCGGUGUACAGAGGCAGCAACAACCUGCUACAUUGAAUAAUUUUUCAAAAACUGUCAACUCUGUAGCUGGUAUACAAAAGAUACAAACAAAUGCCCAACAGCAGCAAAAAAAUCUGCAAACAACACAACAGCAGAGGCCACAGAGUAUGGAGGUUCUUCAAAAAUCUCAAACACUUGCAACGGUAAAUUCGAACAAAACGCAAUCUGUGCCUAACAUCACAAAAAGUAACAGCGUUCCAAAUAUUUCUAAGCUGCAGCAUAAUCAAAAUUUACGUAAUGUCGCCAAGCAGCAAAUUGCUAGCCAACAACAACAACAACAACAACAACAACAACAACAACAACAACUAAAAGUUCACACUCCACAAAUAUCUCAGCUUCAGCAACAACUGAUGCAUCAAACCUCGCAACCUCAACAACAGCAGCAGCAACAGAAUAUUGUGCAAAAGCAACAGCAACAAAUGAACGUUGUUUCCCAAACACAGAAAUGUCAACCUAAUACUGGAGUACAACAAAAAGUGGCCACUAUUACGUCUGUUCCAAACAAUCAGAGGGUACAGGCAACUGCCAAUUCAAAAGCUCAGCAGCAGCAACAACAACAACAACAACAACAACAACAACAACAACAACAACAACAACCUCAAACUCAAAUGGUGCUGAGGGUUGGUCCGCAGAAAAAUCAAUCUCAGAAUAUGCAGCCUGGAAAUUUAAAGCCUGUUUCGCAGAAAAUGAUCAACAGUGUGAAACCUUUGAACCAGCAAAAUGUUGUACAGCAAUCGAAUCGUACAGUAAACUCCCAGCCAGUGAAAAUAAUUCAACAGCAACAACAAAAUAUCAUUGGCCCUCCGAAUACCCAGAAACAGCCGGGAUGUAUUAAGACUAUACCACCUCAAAAGCCGACGCAGAGAAAUCAUGUGCAAAAGAUGUCCGGCAUCAAGACAUCUUUGAAUACUAAUUUAAGCUCUUUAAAAGGGCAGGGAACACCGUCAUCGAUUGCACAGCAGAAAACUUGCAUUAAAACCUUACUUCCCCAACAACCUGGUGGGCCUAAUGUGUUACCCCAUAAAAAUCAACCUGUCAAGAUUCAACAGCAAACAAUACAACAAAAACAACUUGUCAUUACUGCUCAAUAUCCACAGCAAACCAGAGCUCAAACUGGUCAAAUCAAAACACUCUUACCAGUCGCAAGCGCGGACACUCGCAGGGAAAGUGAGAACAAAAAUGAGACUGAAGCUUACUCAGCGAAAGAUGACAGCACACAGCCAGAUCCUCAAUCUCCGGUACGAAGAAUGCCACUUCCGUACGAGUGUCUCCAGUUUGUCCUACAAGACCAUAACUACGGUGCGCCUCCACCGAGGACACCUCCCCCAGCAUCACCUCCGCCACAUCCUAAACAACAGCCCAUCAAUGGUGGAACAAGUUCUGCUGCAGUGUCCCAGCAUCCUUUCAUUUAUGGACAAGCAGUGAGCAGUAAGAAUGUUGAAGACGAUGCAGGUAGUGCGAUAAGCAGUGAGGCUGGAAGAGAGGCAGAACCGGAAGGUGAAGAAACAGAGACAGCACCAGAAGGAGAGGGAGAUGACGAAGAUAGCGUGACAAGAUGCAUUUGCGAAUUCGAACAUGAUGAUGGAUACAUGAUCUGCUGUGAUCGUUGCUUAGUUUGGCAACACGUGGAUUGCAUGGGUAUAGAUAGAUCUAAUAUACCUGACGAAUAUCUAUGCGAAAUGUGUCGGCCACGCCGUGUCGAUAGACAAAGAGCACGCGCGUUGCAACUUCGAAAGCGCGAGGAGCUUCUGAAUUCAGACACAUCUUCCGAUUCGUCGUCUACAAGCUCAGCCGAUACUGACGUUGGCGUAAAUCCAGUACAGAAGAAGCGAGCUCCUCAGCAGCAACAGCAGCAACAACAACACCAGCAAGCCCAGCAGCAGCAACAGCAACAACAGCAACAAGUCCAGCAGCAACAGCAACCGCUACCGCAACUACAACCUCAGCAGCAGCAACAGCAGCAACAACAACAACACCAACAACACCAACAACAGCAGCAGCAACAACAACAACAACAACAACAACAACAACAACAACAACCACAGCAACCAGCUCUGAGGAGAAAAUCUGAUCCUCCACCGCAAGUUAGACGAUUAAGCACUAACAACAAUAACAAUAAUGUUGCAAAGAGACAAAGAAGGGAUCCUCAUCCAAGACAGACUAGCGCAGUGCGUAAAAAGGAAACUGUCAAACGAGGCCUGGGCAAAAGAAAGACUAAGAGAAGAAUGAGCCUGGAGGAUAGAGAGGAGGAUACACAAGAUGCAUGGGGAACCAACAUGGCUCCUUUAAGACAAUGGAUAGAGCGAUAUGAAGAGGCUGUAACCAAUCAUUAUAGUCCUGAACUUCGGGCUAGGAUAUCCAGCAUCAAAGUUAAUGGCGCUCAUGGUGACUUGAGACAAAGCAAUAUGAAUGCUGCUGCGACUGGGAAAUGUAGGCUUAAUGUGCACAGUAAUAACCUGAGAUUCCUGGUCGCCACUAUGUAUUUGCCACCGAACACUCCAGUCGUUGAACUUCGUGGGAAAUACAUGCUGAGUACUCAGCACAGGCCUUCGCAUCCGCAAGGUCGACAACACGCACAAAGACCAGGACCUUUUGUGUUUUUUUACCGACUACCACGCGACGGGACAGAAGUUUGUGUUGAUACAAGAACUUAUGGUAACGACGCGAGGUUCGUUCGUCGAAGUUGUAAACCGAACGCUGAGGUGAAACAUUGCAUAGAGAAAGGAACAUUGCAUUUGUACAUUGUCACAACGACAAAUAUCGAGAAAAAUGCUGAAAUCACUAUCAAGCAUGAGCAGCACGAUAUCAUGCUCUCUCCGAAUCCAAAUUCACCUGUUGCACCACUUAUUUGUGCUUGCAACAAUACGCGAGAGUGUCAAGUCGCCAGUAUGGGACAACCAGGUAGACGAGGAAGCAACGGAGCCCUUGCAGAAAAUGCCGACGGUAGGGAAAGAAGACGGCGAGGCAGAAGAAACACAGUGUGCGAAGAUAGUGACUCCUUGUCUGCAGUUUCUACUAUAAGUGUUACUCAGACGACUCCAACACCUGUGCCAGCACCAACGGCAGCUCCUCCUCGAAGAACUAUCACAAAUGCAAAUAUAAGUGCAACAGUGACACGUCAGGUAGCUAAAGAAGAACCAUCAACUACAGUGCAGCAGCCUCUUACUUCGCCUUCUAUUACACCAUCGCAAGCUCCAGAGUCAAAUAAAAAGGACAAAAAGAAAAUGACGAGGGAAGAGCGUAAGAUGGAAGCGAUCAUGAAGGCUUUUGAAAGAUUGGAAAAAGCAGAACAAAGGAAACAGGAAGUUCAGGCAAGAAAUGCACAGAGAAAAGAAUCUGGUGGUACGCAUAGUGACAACGAGGAAAGUCAAGUUACUUCUGCCCCUCCUUUGAAACAAAAAUCCCAAAACACGGAAAGGCCUGUUCGACGAAAGAGGAGAAAGGGUCGCGCGCGAACAACCAGCAGCUCUCAUUCACAGCAAAGCAGAUGCAGGACAAGAUUAAAUUCGGCGGACUCUGAUAUAUCGUCGGGAGAAGAGAGUAAUUCUCUGCAGUCACCACCCCUUCCGAAUCAGAGUUACCCACCGAUACGGGGAAUGCCUUCUUACACUUCACAUCUUCAUACUCCAACGAAAGAUGUGACCGAUAGCGGCAGCGUUGGAGCUGCUGGCCAUCAUGGAAUUCCAACAGCUGCUGGCUUGCUACUUGCUUUAGCAAAUUCUAAUAUACCAGGGCCGAGUUCUCCACCUCUGCAGCAGCCAACUCCAAUCAAGAGUCCUACGUGCGAUAGCGGCGCCAGUAGCAGCUCCCAAAGCUCAACUCCAUCUACUCCUCUAUCUUCCGCUUGUUUACUGGUCGCAGCAGCUGUCGGGCCAUUAGCGCCAGGUUUCAAGUUUCCAAAAACUAAGAAGGUCCUUAUGAAUGAGUGGCUGAAAGAAUCUCCAGAUCCACCUCAAACCCAUAUUCCUCAAAUAUCCCCAAUACCUGCUGUGCCUCCAGCACCAUUGAAUAAUCCUGUCAAUCAAUUGAACAAACCGACCGACUUCUUGUCACCAACCGAUCCAUCGCCUGAAUUUCUUACUCAAAGUUAUGCAGCUAAAAGUUUGGCCACUUUGGUCCAGGCCGCGAAUUCUGUUUCCGGAAUUUGCGACUCUCCUCCUCAGCGAAGACAAACUAUAACUGGAAAUUCGUCGUGCUCAGGAUCUACCGGCUCUGCAAAAAAAAGGUGGCUAAGACAAGCUAUUUCUGAAGAAUGCGAUUCUCCUAACAGCAGGCCAGAGAGUCCACCCAACGAGAUAGUUGCAGCUCCACCCAAAAAAAGAAGGAUCGCCAGGGAAAGUUUGUCAUCUGACAAUUAUACGCCGCCUACUACACCAACUCUGCUGACAUCUGAACAACCCACACUUUCUCAGCCAACAUGUCAUAAUGAGGAUGAAUUCGUGGAUAUGCCUCAAUCCCCCAUUAAUGAGAGAUCUACACCGAAUUUAGAAUAUGGACAAGACAAUGUGAAGGAUGAAGUUGAUUCAGAGUCUGAAACAGCAGAUGUGAACGAGGUGAAAGAAAAAAUCGAGUUCACAAAUUCUAAAUUUGACAACCCUGAGUCAGCACUUUGCAUAAAAGAUGAGAAAGAUGACGAACUAAUGCCAAUGGUUAAAAGCGGAUCGGUCUUUCCAGAAAAAGCGCUAAGUAACGAGUUUGUAAAAGACGAAAAACCUUUGAAGAAUUCACAGUCCCCUUGUAAGUCUGAACCAGCUGUUAUCAAAAGUGAAAUUUCUGAUGCUCAACUAAUGUCUGUCAAUAAAACUGAACCAAAUCAGGUAAAAGAUGAGCCAACAGAACAUCAAGGAGAGUCUCAACACAUCAAAAAAGAACCGAUUACGUUAAAGAAGGAAACGCAAGUGGUGCUAAUUGAAAAAGGCACAGUGGAAAUUGUCGAUCAGAAUGAACCAGACACAGAAAUGGAAGACCUAAGUUCACCGAUUGCUGCAAUGGAAUCGGACGCAGUACUGAAACAAAGGGCAGCUGAAAUGCGGCUUGAAUUUAGUGGCAGUAUUGCAGAAAUAGUAAAUAUUGCCAGUGAGAAUGAAAAAUCCGACGAUGACAGGAAGUUUGAGAACAAUAGAUCCGAUGAAGUGAAAUCAGACGACAACAUGUCUAUUGAUGAGUUUGAUGUCGAGGCACAAAUGAUGAAAAUUACUGGAGACGAUGGAAACGAUUACAAAGAGAAAGUCGAUACAAGUUCGGAGAAAGACAAAAGCAUGGACGGCAUUGAGGGGCUAAUGGAAAGUUCGAAAGAGGAUUCCGAAUCCGAAGAUAGAGACAUGGAUGAUCUUAAGGAGGAGAGUAUUUCGUUUAAAGAAUUCCAUAUAAACUCUAAGAUGCGGGCAUUUAGAGAGUUUGAGAGAAAACCCGAGAAGAGAGACUUCAUCGACUUCGAAAAUAAGCAAACGACAAAUCGCGACAAUUUCGAACCUCCGAAGGUAGACAACUUAGGUGAGUCGGUAACUUUGUCAGAGGAAUCUAUACUCGAGUCAACGUCGUCGAACAUUGAUGUGGAAUCAAUUGCAGAUGCUCCGCAAAUUCAAUUUCCCAUUCCACCACUUAGCGAAAGAAUACGUAAAAAACCUGAACAAACACAACCCGCCAAGUUGCAGCUUGAUUUUGAAGCAUCGAUCAUUGAAUCCACUAUUGAGAUUGAAGUAGGUAAUGCUUCGACAGAAGAUGGACAAAAAUCAAUGCUCUCUUCGGCCCUCAGAGAAUUAUUAGAGGCAAAAAUUGAUGUUGAUCCAGAACCAGUGAAAAUGGAGAUACCCAACGAAGAAAUGAACGUUAUUUCUAAUGAUGAUCAGAUGGACCGAAUUUCAUGUACCAAUCCUGUUAAAAAUGACGAUGAUGUCAUAAAAACUGAUAAAGAUCCUGUACGUGUUGAAAACGUUUCUGAGAGGGUGGAGGAAAAUGUUCCAAACGAACCUAAACGUUUAAAAGAUCCUAGAACUAUUACGCCUACGGAUAUGCCAGCACCACCUGCCUCGAAGCCGGAGAUUCCUGCUCCAGUCAAGCGCAAGGUUAGAACGUUGUCAAUAUCAGAGUAUCGAAAACGUAAGCAACAGUCUACUGGCACGCCACCUGAGCCAGAACCAGAGCCAUCAACUGACAUGUUGUCAGAACGGGGGGGUGCAAGGGGUAGAUCAGACAGUGCUAGUAGCGGAACUUCUUCGCUAAGUUCUGAUGAAGAAGGAAAUUCAAAAGUUGCAUUGGAUCUACCAAGCUUAACAACUCUACCACUGUUCAUCAACGUAGAUAGCGAUGAAAAGAAAGGUGGAGAAGAAGGAGUAAUGGGCUGGUCCGCUGCCCCAACUUUGGUUGAACGCCAGCGAGAGAAUCUUACCGAGAGACUAAAACGCGAGUUUGGACUGUUUCUCAGUGAUGAUGAGGAAGAAAGAGCCCGCAAACAAGGUUUGACUGCAGAGGCAAUUCUGAAGGCCCGAAAAUUAUCCCCUUCUGCUCAUGCUCCGAUUCCUAUUGCAGCAACUGUGUAUCCAUCUCCGCAAUUACCUCCUCAACCUUAUAUACCACCUCCUGGCUCAGCCCCGAUCCAUUUCCCUCAGUUUCAAGCUAAACCAGUGCCAGUGCAAUACUCGAACUUUGCAGUGCCUCAAGCGGUGUCUCAGCCGAUAUAUCCAAGCGCAGCGGCACAACCUUUGCCUAACAAACAGCAAACGCAACAAUUUUUAAUACCUCAAGCACCACCGGGUUCUAAUCCUUACCCACCGCAGUUCGUACCAUCUUCGUCGGCUGUUCCAGCCCAGAGAUUUCCAACUGCGCCUCCACCACCACCACCUCCGCCACCGCUGACUGCUCAAUUUUUUCCACCGCCAUCCCAGGCUCAGAAAACGUUCUUCAACCAUCCGGCACCAAGAACAUAACUCACGCUAAGGCUAGUAACGUUGCAAAUUUUUUAGUCAAGUGAAAGAACUUUGAAACUGAAAUAUUUGUUUUGUUGUUGACUACAUUGAUAUUGUCAAAUUGUGUAUAUGCUGGUCCAGUAAUUAUUAUACACAAGGUUUAUUACUCCUGGACUGCUGAUGAAGCAUAAAAACUUAGAAAGUGUCCUCUGAGUUUGAGACACUAAAAAAAAAAGGCUGUGCGUGACAGAUGUGACGAGCCUUCUUUCAGAAUGUUUUGUACAUUUUUUCUCUAUCUUUUAUUCUUUAAUUUUUCUUCUUAGUCCCUCUGCAUUAUUUGUAUGCUUUCUAGCAAUUACUACGAGAAAACAGUAAGGCAUUGGAUAUUACGAAAAAAACAUACCGUACUAUCACCCAGUUAGGUCUCAAUUUGGUUGUACAUAUAUAAACAAAUACGAUUGGGGAGUAUUUUUAGUCUGUUGUAUUUAUUCUGACUGUAAGUUAGUGCUGAAACCGGUGUUGCAUUUUGUAGUAAUGAUUCGUCACAUUAGUGUUGCGUCUUUCUGAUGAAAUGUUUUAUGACAGAGUUCACCCAGCUUUCGAUUGACAAGUUUAAGGCAUAGUAUUCAAACAGGGAGUGGGUGUUUUUGAUAUUUUGUUAUGUUUUCAAAACGUUGAUAAUUCGAAUAUUUCAUCACGCGUAUUCUCGACCCCCUUUCUCCUCAUCUGCUCCAAGAAUAAUCAGUUUAGAAGUCAUACACUUCUCAUAAACGAGUCAUCCUAAUGUGUUGAAACAUAGCAUUAAUCUGUUAUCGAUAAAACCGAUUUCAAUUAACACAAUAUAAGCUGGAGAGAUCAAUCUCAAGAUUUGUUUAAUCAACUACCUUACGAACUCUGCUUUAGUUAUAGAACAGAACGUAAUAAAUGAUUAGUUCACGAUCGUUACUAAAUCGAAGAUCCGUACGUAUGUACAUCUUCAACAUUACUUGUAAUAUGCACAUUAUAUAAAUUUGAACCUACGUUGUCCAUCUUGUCUGUACAUAUUAUUUACAUACAUGCAUAAUAUAAUAUAACGAUAUGAAAAUUAUAUAUUUAACUGUAGUUAUUUUAGAUUCAUAUAUAAACUUAUGUCGUAUAGGUAAGUGGGGUGCUGUUAAAUAUUAUCAGCAUUAUGCCCAAAAUUCUCUAUAUUUUAUAUUUGAUUGUAAAAUGCCCAAUGAUUAGUUAUAAUAAAUGAAAAAUGCUAAAAUUUAUUUUUGCGUUUGGAUUCGAUUUAUUGUAUGACGUACUCAUACACAGGUUAAAUGGUCGGACUCUCCAGCUCUUUGCGACAGUUAACAUUGAUAGUUCAAAUGUGAAAGUGCAUUGAUAACCGUUAUUUUUAUUUUUUAUUUUUGUCGUUGCUGGAGCUGAUCGACCAAUUUGUUACGGCCUGGCUUAGCAUUAUCUAAUAAACUUGAAUCAAAAAAUAAUAAUUUUUCUGAAUUCCUCGUGUAUUUGAAGUUUUGAAAAAAUGGCGUUUAUUUUCUGUAUGUCAAAAUGAAAUUUUUUUUUUUUAUGAUACGGUUUUCGAAUAAAAAUGUUUUAAAUUAUAUGUAUUUUUAGUUAAAUAGUUGAUAGAGGUACAAAUGUAUAUUUCAGUUAAAUGAAAGCAGUAAACACAAGGCGCAAAUGAAAAAAGUAAAAAAAAAAAAUAAAGAAGAAAAAAGAAUCAUUUUUAAAACAUGGGAAAAUUAUUACCCCAAAACUUAACAUUCAACUAAGUACAAAACUCGAUGAACGGCGAAAAAAAUUUUUAAUGUUUAAAACAUUAAAACUAGAGUAAAGAGAAAAAUAUUUAUCAUGGCAGGAGAAUUGUAGAAAAAGUUUUUAAGUAAAAAUAUGCCAUUGCCAUUAACAUUUUUUACCUCUGUGUAUCGCAGAGAACCAGCUCAAAUUCUUACAUUUUUGGUAAAUUCAUGACAAAAUAAAAUCAAAGCUUAAAAGUUUCAUCAAUAAAGAGCAGCUUUCAUGAGAAGCGUGGAACUUUUCAGAUUUUCAGAUGUAUGGAAUUUCUGAAAUGCAUUGAAAUGUAGAUUGCAUUUUCAUAUUUUUCCACUUUUGCACACACGUUGAAGAUUUCUGAUUUUAUGACGUGCAUGUUUGAAAUUUCUUUCUAUGGGCAACAUUAAGUAAAAGUAUACAGUCACACGUAUACAUAUAUAUAUAAAUAUUUUUUUGAAUAAAAUAAUCUGCUAGUUACGCAACUACCCAGUGCAUAAUAAUUAUAUUGCGUUAUACAUCUACAUAGAUAAUCAAUACUUAAGAAUUAAGUCAAUCUAACUAUUGUAUAUGUGUACAUAGCGUAAGUGUAUGAUGACUGAUGCAGCAGUUAAAAUUCGUCACAGUCAUAAAUUUUUUAAAGAUAGGUGGGACACAUGCUUUUUUUUAACUUAAAGAAUAUGUGAUGUCAAUUUUGCUGUAAUUUUACAUUGAGUUAAAGUAUGAAUCAAGUAUGCAAUUAAUUCCAUAAAUUCUGUUGCAUCUUACUAAUUUAUAAAUUGGCUGAGUUUUCAUCACAUUAUGUAGUUUGCUGCACACAAUACAUGUAAAGAACACAUUCAAAUAUAUGGCUAGCACUGGUAGUAACAUCAUCCUCUUUAGUCCCAAUGAACCUUUCACGCUCAUGGUUGUUUUCAAGCUGCAUUAUUGGUGCUGACGGCAGAUUUAAAAAUCUUGUACCUUUCGAAUAAGCUUAAAUAAUGAUGCUUUUCUUACAUUAAGUUGUAAAUUCAUUUGUAAAUAUGUAAUUCCUUGGUAAAUUAUAACUUAUUCAAUUCGACAUUGAAGCAAAAAUACAUAUGGGGCACUCUACGCCAACUGUACCAACGUUGGACCCUCAAUUUUUUGAUUUUGUUUGAAAUUUUUUAUGCCAUUGUCCCAUCUCCAAAACAGUACUCUCAAUUUUUCAGAUUAUUUUCAGUUAAUUUGCUUUAUCUAUGAUUUUUGAAAACCAACAUGUCUUAUGGCAUAAUUUACAAACCUCAUCAAAUUCUCAAAAAUCAUGUGUUGGAUAUAAUAAUUGUCAAGCUGAGACUUAAAGUAAGCCGGGGAUCACCUUGACUCUUUUGUAAGCUCUUCACAGACAAAAAAAUAUAAGAAAGAGUCAGUUUACUAUGGACGUCGCUCAAAUAUUUUCUCAUGCAACACCACAUUUUUAAACUAUGACAUAAGACGUGUUGGUUUUCAAAAACCAUAAGUAAUAUAAAUUCACUCGAAAAAUUCUGACGAAAUUCAGAGUAUUGUUUUGGAAUAGGCACAAUUGCAUAAAAUUUUUUUAUCGAAAUCGAAAAUGGUGAAUGCCCUAUAUAUUUGAAAUUGAAAUAUUAAACAGAUUCACAGUAUGACGAUUUACAAAGCAACGAACAGUUUAUUGUUGUUUUUUUGAAGCUUCUAUUUGUGGUGGCGAUGUGAUAUAAUAUUUCAUUGAAAAAACUUCUAUUGAAAUAAAUUAUGCACAGACUAAAUUAUAAAGCUCCAGUGUAUUAAAAAAAUUUAUUGGUCAAUUCAUUCUAAUCAAUCUUCUGUAUUUUGAUGUUGAGACGCAGCUCAAUGCAAUAUAUUGGUACAAAAUUAUGAUAAAUAUAGUGUUAGUUGUUUUUAUAAAAGUUCUUAUUAUCCUCGUAAGGUUGGUUAUAAAUUGGAUGUCUUUAUCGAGUACUUCAAAUUUCUUAAGUUUUGCAUUUUGAUACUUGAGAUAGAAAAAAUGAACUAUUUGAAUGCUGUAAAGAAUUACUUCACUUUAUAUCUUGCAUUAGUUUAAGCUUCUCUGUAUGUUAUACAAUGCUUUGCAUCAACAUAAUAUAAGCGAAGACUAUUUCUGAGGUUGUGUGCAAAAGAUUUAAAUAGUAGUAAUCUGCAAAAAAAUAAAACACAAAAUUCACGUAAAAUUUCUUUAGGCUUGCAAAGAAUGAGAUCUUUGAACUUGACUUUUGCAAUAUAAUUUUUCACAUAAAUUGCAGUGUUAUAGAAGUAUGAUAUGCUAAAAUACCUCAAUUUUGAGCUGCCUACGUUAAAGAACAUUUCUUUUCUGUUUCAAUGUACUGAGGCAUAAAUACAAUUCAUCCUAGUGCAGCUAACUGAUCUAUUUUGAUUUUUUAAAAAGAUCGAAAAACAGCUUCAAACAAUUGCAAACAUGGUUUACUCUAUCAAAUUCUUUUCAUCUUUUGCAUGUUCCUACUGAGAGUUCAAAACUAGUUUUAAUUUAAUUCGUUUUUGUAAGCCAUAAACAUGUUAUGUAAAUAAUUAGUAUCCUUCGAACAAAUAUUGUUACACUAAAUAUUUUAUUGCUUUUUUUUUCUAAUAUGAAACUAAUCAUAGGUACUAACACUUGUAUUACGUAGGGUUUCAUGCAUUGCAAACGCUCAAUAUUCUCUUGGCACUUAAAAAAUUUUCUUUUCAAUAAUUAGCUACACAGCAAAAGUUUUGGUAGAACGGAUGUAAUUUUCAACUUCAACCAAGGAAACUCCAAUAAUCGUUACGCUUGCAAGACUUAAUACAUGUUUGAAUAAUAGGACGAUAUAACUGCAUAGAUAACUGAUGAUUCCCGUCUGGAUUCAUGUACAGUAAUUAAUGGUAUACAAUAUUAAUACUGUUUCAAAUCUAAACACUUGAAUUACUAAAUCUGUGAUAAAUUUAUCAAAAGUUCGAACUUUCCAGAAAUACAUUCAUAGACCAAACAAGGGCGCAACUAUUUCAACUCAUCAUUUCAAAUCUCUGAUUGUACUACUUCUAGUGUUGUUGUUUCACAAUCGGUUGUACUUGGUUGUAAUUGGAAAAAAAUUCUCACACAAUAUCGUCUUCAACAAAGCGUGUAAAUUUUUUUCGUUGAAUUUAGAUUCUUUGAGUAUAUUAUUUACGUUUACUGUAUCUUUUUUCCUACCAUAAAUUACAUACAUAUGCGUAUCGAUAGUUCCGAUGUUAAAAUUAGAAGAAAAAAAAAACAGCUACACCCUUACGAAUGAACAAUUUGUGUGCAAUCUCAAACAAUGAUACAGCAUCUGUUUGCAUAGUAUAUUAUAUGUACAGCGUGUAAUCAGUGGUCUUGAUAUAGAAUGAAGUAUUUAUUAUGUUUGCAUACAAAUAAGAUUCAAUCUGGAGUAAAGAAGCUUGAUUUUUUUUCAAUUGUAACAAGAUAUCAGCACCAAAGUUCGAAAAAUGUCUUAGUAUAUGGUCAUGUGUCGCCCUAUUUUAAUAUAAGCAGCAUCUACAAUCUCACAGUUAAGAGCACCAGUUUUAUUGACAUAUUAAAAAAUUAUCCAUCUCAAGACUCAAUGACCUUAGGUAGUGAAAAAACUUACACUUCUAAUACGUCCGAAAAUAGGGUGACAAAUUACCAAACAAGUAAUUGAUAAAUCUAAAUUGUGUUCACAUCUGUAUUUCAAAAUGAAUCGAAAUAUGCUUGCAUAGCUUGUUGAUUUUAUUUAUGCUACACACAGUCUUGGCUUUGCCUUGAUUCCGUUCAAAUGGACGCAAUUAAGGAGUGACUUCAACGUGAUAGCUCUGUUGAUCGUCUGGCAGUUAUCAGACCUUUUCAUUCUGCACUCUUCUUGGAUAGGAAAUUACUGUUAAAUACGUACUAAACUGAGAAAUUAAGCAGAUUUAUACGAUUACGCAAAAAAUAUAAUAUAAAAAUACAAGUCUAAGUAUCUCUCAUAUAUUGAAUAUGCAGUGAAAAGUGUAAAUACAAGAUGUAUAAAUUAGUUUAGCUGUAGCACAUAAAUUUUGCAGACCUGUCUCAUUUAUUGUAACAAUUGCAAUCGCUUUGCUUGUAACCAACUUAACAACUACCCUGAAUAUUGUACAAUUCUGUUACAACCCUGCUAUAUUUGUAUCAUAGAUGUGUUAGCAUAAUAAGUAAUUAUUCGUACUAUUCGACAUAAGGUAGCAUAAAAGAGAAAGAAUUAAAGUGGUCUAAAAUAAUUGUUUCAGUGUUGUAAAUAAAUUAGAAUAUAGCUAAUAAUAAUUACAUACAUAUAUACAUAUAUAUAAAAAUAUAUACAUAAAAAUUUGAAAUAUUAAUAUUAAAAAUAAUAUCAGAACACAUAUUAUAAUUUUUUAUUUGCGAUUCGCUGUUACAUGUAUGUGCCUAGAUAUAGCAAUGUUAUAUGAUAUGAUAAAUUAAUUCAUGUUAUUAAGUAAUAAGUGUAACGAGUUCUUCAAUAUCAGAUAUUGGAUAUGGUAUAAAUUUAUUAUACAAUAUUGUAAAGAGCUCAUAUUUAGGCAUACAUGAAAUUUAAUAAAAUCGAAAUACAUUUUACGAAUUAAAAUACAA
Molecule: messenger RNA, 14963 nt
Organism: Neodiprion fabricii
Lineage: Eukaryota; Metazoa; Arthropoda; Insecta; Hymenoptera; Diprionidae
Gene: upSET
Exons: 13
Coding region: 557-8671 (2704 amino acids)
Molecular function (GO): protein binding
Source: RefSeq, a predicted model, not a curated record